Molecule: messenger RNA, 1458 nt
Organism: Cladophialophora carrionii CBS 160.54
Lineage: Eukaryota; Fungi; Ascomycota; Eurotiomycetes; Chaetothyriales; Herpotrichiellaceae
Exons: 4
Coding region: 1-1458 (485 amino acids)
Biological process (GO): transmembrane transport
Cellular component (GO): fungal-type vacuole membrane
Molecular function (GO): transmembrane transporter activity
Source: RefSeq, a predicted model, not a curated record
AUGGCGGACUCGCAAGAGGACGUAACGCCGGCGCCGAACAGCAAUUCAUCGCGGCUUCUCCGGCCAGUGAAGGUAUUCUUGAAGGAACUCGGCCUGGUCACGCUCUACCACAGCCAUGUCGACACCAAGAUCCUGAUCCUCCAGCGUUUCGUGCGCCUGUUCGCCUACGGGGGCAGCACGCUCAUCCUCGCUUCGUACCUGUCGGAUCUCGGCAACGAGGACGCCCGGAUUGGACUGUUCAUGACCUUGACGCUCGUGGGCGACGUGUUUAUCAGUUUCCUGCUGACGUUGAUUGCCGAUCAACUGGGCCGGCGGUGGAUCUUGGUCCUGGGUGCGGCGUUGAUGUGCGCCAGUGGCGUGGUGUUUGGGCUGAGCGGGGAUUAUUGGGUUUUGCUGGGGGCGGCCAUUCUGGGGGUCAUAAGUCCUGCGGGCAAUGAGAUCGGUCCGUUCCGAGCGAUCGAAGAAUCGACCAUCGCGCAUCUCACGUCCAAGGAGGAGCGAAGCGAUGUUUAUGCCUGGUACAGCUUGAUCGGCACCGCAGGGACGGCACUCGGCUUUAUAGGCUGCGGCUGGGUCAUCACCUAUCUCCGGGAUGAGAGGCAUUUUGGCACGAUCGACGCCUACCGUGUCAUCUUCUUCGUCUACGCCGCCGUGGGCAUUGUCAAGCUGUGCUUGGCUCUCAUGCUGAGCAAGGCGUGCGAGCUCGAUCCUAAGCCGAAGCCUGCCAACGUGACGGAGGCGACGCCCUUGUUGGGCAACGGCACAGCGUCGACAAAGGAUGAUAAUGAUGAUGCGAAACAGCGGCAAUGGAGGCUGCUGCCGAACAUCAGCAAGGAGAGCCGAGUUGUCCUGAUGCAGUUGUGCGUCCUGUUCGCCUUUGACAACCUCGCAUCAGGAUUGGCACCGCUAUCAUGGGUCACGUACUUCUUCAAGCGCAAGUUCAACCUCUCGGAGGGCCAGUUGGGGUCAAUCUUCUCCGUCACGGGUGUCAUCUCGGCGCUUUCCAUCUUCGUGGCGUCGUCCAUCUCAAAAAGAAUCGGGAACGUCAAGACCAUGGUGUUCACGCACCUUCCGUCGCCCAUCUGUCUGGCCCUGAUACCCAUCCCCUCCAGUCUGGGCGGAGCCCUGGCCUUCCUCAUCGGCCGAGCCUGCACGCAGGUCAUGGACGUGGCUCCGCGCUCGGCCUUCCUGGCAGCUAUCGUCCUACCUCAUGAACGGACCGCGGUAAUGGGCACCAUCAACGUGGUCAAGACGUGUUCGCAGAGCUGGGGCCCGGUCAUCACCGGUGUCUUGGGGACGAAGAAGCAUUUCUGGGUCGCCUUUGUUGCCGCGGGGGCGUUGAAAGCUACCUAUGAUCUCGGCUUGUUGGCCGUGUUUGCCGAGAAGGAGGCCCGGAAGAACAGGACCGAGAGGGUGGAUGAAGAGCAGCGAGGCGCCUCGAGGGGGGCGGUAGGGUAA